Messenger RNA from Anopheles moucheti, 9273 nucleotides. It is a transcript of the gene sev, whose product is annotated as protein sevenless. Lineage: Eukaryota; Metazoa; Arthropoda; Insecta; Diptera; Culicidae. Bases 1 to 7596 code for a protein of 2531 amino acids. The record is from RefSeq and is a predicted model, not a curated record. Gene Ontology annotation, molecular function: ATP binding; protein binding; transmembrane receptor protein tyrosine kinase activity. Gene Ontology annotation, biological process: protein phosphorylation; cell surface receptor protein tyrosine kinase signaling pathway; regulation of TOR signaling. Gene Ontology annotation, cellular component: signaling receptor complex; membrane. The transcript is spliced from 14 exons.
AUGUCUAACGCGUGGCCCCCGGGGCCAACCGGAACCGGAAGGGUCCGGAACCGUGGCGGUACGGCACCGCCCAUCAAUCAAUCCCACCGUCCGCUAUCAACGGUGACCGUGCAGUUGCUGGUGGUGGUAACACUUGCCGUGACAACUGCCCUGCUAUCAACUGGUGCGGAAGGAUCGACCAUACCGGCGACAAAGGCAGGAGAGCACGAUUAUUCCGGGGCUAUACAGGAUCUUGAAACGGGCUGCAUCAAUCGUUGCCCCGAUCAGAAUCAAACGAGCUUCACCGAACACAUCGACGCCAGCUGUGGAAACGAUUGUUACAUCAAGCAGUGUACGAUUGGCUGCCGGCAAUGGGAGCUUGCGCUCGAGUCCAGCUGUCAGCAUGCGUGUAACGUCAGCGAUCAGGAGCUGCUUGAGGCACGGGAGUGGUCCUGCAUUGCGGGAUGCAACGACGGAUUGAGCCGGUACUUUCGGUGGCUAAAGGCGGAGAUCGGUACACCGCAUGCGCCGGCCCUUGUCGCCGACAGCCUUACCGCCACGACACUCGCACUAGAAUGGGAAAUCCCGGAGCGUCUGGUACGGCUGGCACGGCAUCGUAACCGUGGCCCACGAAGCUAUCUCGUACAGUGGCGUUACGAGGAGGUGGCCGGUGACUGGAAGUACUACCGGAACCAGAGCAUGGGUGACAGCUCGACUGUGCGCGUGGACAACCUGCAGCCAUACACCAAGUACCGGUUUCGCGUCGCGUUGUUGCUGUCGCCUCACCACGACCAGGUCCUGACGUCUGAGCAGAGUGUCAUCAUCAGCACGCUACCGUCCGGUGUGCCUACCUCUGAACCCACCAUCGUCCGUGCAGUUGCAGUAGAUCACUCGCGCAUAUCCAUCUCCUGGGAACCGGGCCCAUUCCCGAACGGUCCCGUACUGUCAUACGUACUGCAAAUUAAAGACCUGCACCCGAUCGGCUACAGUGCCCUCAAGGAAAUCCCGGAAUCGAAUACGUCUCGCCAUUACAUGUUCGAGAAGCUGGAACCCGAGCGUAAUUAUUCGGUUUCGGUAGCGAUGCGCAAUCCCGCUGGCGAAGGUCCGGCAUCGGUGACACUCGUUGCCACACCACCCAAACCUACCGGCCACGAGGAAGCGCCACUGCCAACGCUCAUUCUCGGUGCGGAACGUUCCAUCCUGGCGCAGAGCUCACUGACCCUGUUCUCCGAUCCCCCGACCAGCGUGUAUGCCAGCGUCGACCACAAAAUUCGUGGCACAGCAACGCACAUCCGGCGCGGGCUACUGUUCGUGUCGGACGAUGCCGGUUACAUCUAUCGCGCUCCAUCGCAUCCUGGUGCUGAGAAGGCACGGGUCGCCAUACUGUUACCCGGUGCCGCCAAUAACUUCCGCCCAACGCUACUGUCUGUCGAUUGGCUAAACGAGCAUCUGUAUGUGCUGGGACAGGCGCGUCCGACGAAGCUGUGGCAGAUUGCGUACUGCGAUUUUAGCGGCGGCCACCUGACGGUGGCGAUCGCGGGUCUCCAACGCAGGCCGGACCAUUUCGCAGUGGAUCCGUUCAAUGGCUAUCUCUUCUGGGUUGUUGGUGGUACCGGACCGGACUCGGGACUGUUCCGGCUAGAUUUGGGUGACAUCUCGAACGGUGUGCGUCACGAAAUCCGACCCCUGCAGAUGGUUAGCGGACGCAAUUUGGGUGCGUUUACACUAGAUCAUGCCAACUUUCGUGUGCUGUUAGCUGAUCAGGGCAAUAACACGGUGUUGGCGGUAUCGUUCGAUGGUAGCAAGCAGGAAGACAUCCGCAACAACACGCAACAGCCACGGUUCGAGCGCGUCAAAUCGUUGGCGCGUGCGAAUGGGCUGUUUUACUGGACGAACGGUACCGAGGUGUUUGCCGAGGACUAUCACCGGCUGCACAACAGCUACUACCAUAACGCAUUCCCAAUAGCGGCGAACAAUACGUACUUCAGCAUCAGCGUUAACCUGACAGCGGAACAACCGAUCCCGGUACCCGUGAAUCCACCGCGCAACCUGCAAGCACUUGCCUCACCGGAUAAGCUUAAAGUGUCCUGGGAUGUGCCGUAUCUGCUCGGCGUGAAAGGGCGCGGUGCGUGGCAGAGCUGGAGCUACCUGGUGGAGAUUAAUGACGAGCAGUUUGACGGUGUGCUACACGUCGCUACGGUCAAUGGUACGAGCUACGCCUGCGACAUUGCCGGCCGGUUGCUCCCGAACCGGGUAUACACUGUGCGGGCGGCCGCCUUUACCACGGCAGGUCGCGGACCAUGGAGCCGGGAGUUCCGCGUACGGACACUGCGCCCCGAGAGUCAGCACCAUUUGGUGUGGGCCAGCACGGACGGUAUCGUGCGCAGUGACGUGAUCGGUGAGCAUGUGGCUACGCUCAUACCGCGUUCAGCCGAACUGGACGGUGCAGCCGUCACGAGCCUUGCCUGGCACGCCCGCGUACUGUACGUGGUGAGCAAUUCCACGCUACGGUUGUACCGCGAACCGAGCGCUCCCGGUGGCGAGUGGACGAAGCUGCGCGAGCUCGAAUCGGUCGAGUGUGUUGCGAUCGAUUGGAUCGGCGAACGACUGUACUACUCGAAUCCGGCCCAGCAGCUGAUCGUACGGUCAGGGUUGCUCGGUGAACAGCCCGAACCAAUACACAGUGUGAUGAACGUGCGCGAGAUACGGUUCGAUGCGUACCGUGGCUACAUCUACUGCUCGUCCGGGCUCAUACUUGAGGCGUUCCGGCUUAACGGCAAGAGCCGUGUGCAGUACUUCAGCGAGAAACUCUUCACCGGCAAACAGAUCAUCGGCAUGACGCUUGACCACGACGGGCAACGAUUGUUCUGGAUCGUGCGCAGCUACUCCCACUCCCAUCUUUACUGGGCACCGCUCGCUGGGAGUCCGGCCGCUAGUGGCAGUAGAGCUGGAUCCGGCACGCUUCCUUCUCUGCAACUCACCGACCAGACGCCGCAAGGCCCUCUGCUACACUUCAGCGAUCGUUUGCUGUGGCUGAAGGAGAGCCAGGUUGUGGUCGGUGAUGUGAAGGGUGAAAAUUUGGCGUACAUUCGCAAUCACCAUCUGAACGGUACGCGAGCGCUAGCGCUGAUCGAUCCGACACCGAAAGCCGCCUCCAUCAACGUGCUGCCUGCCAGUGUGAAUGCUAGUACGAUCCGCGUCACCGGUGAUUGGAGACGCUUUAACAUCAGCUGGACACCGGUCGAGAACGUCAACUACAGCACCGUAUUUUACAAGCUCACGCUCAAACUGCCGGACGCACGGGACAUUGUGCAGGAGCUAACUGUGCCGUUCUUCACGUACGGUGCCGCUGGUGAUGAUGAUGGUAGUGACGAUAGUAAUGAUGCAGCUAGUGUUGAACAUGGACCGAUCGCACCGUAUACACCGAUUGAUAUUACGCUGCAUGCCUUCACCUACUGGCGAUCGUCGGGCUUUUCAAGUGUGCGACGGCACACACCGGCAGGCAAACCAUCGGUACCGGUUGCACCUCGUGCGUACAUUCAACAUUACUAUCUGCCCGGCACACACGAACUGAGCACCGGCAUUGUAUUCCGCUGGUCACCACCGACCGAGCCCAAUGGACCGAUCGUAGCAUACCGUGUCGAUUGUUGGUCCAGCUACGAUGACACGAAGCGCCGGGUGCUACUGGAUGGUGUGGAGGUGCACAACAGAGAGCUACUGAUACCGGAAGCGGUACACCCGAACAUGACCUACUAUCUGCAGGUGCGUGUAUGCAAUGUCGACCACAACGGUGAUCCGAGUGAAAUACGUUCGAUUGGAUUGCGCGACGGUCGCCCAUUGCCCCUGCUGUACGCUGCUACCCACGAGCAGAUACUGCUGCUGGAUCUUGAUCUGGGCAACAGUACGCCAAUCGUGGCCACACCCGUACCGGCCAAACAUCUCGCCGAACUACGCCACGAGCGUAAACUGUUCUGGGUGAACGAUAGGAACGAACUGUUCAUGCACGACGAUGCGGAUGGUAAGCGUAAGCUGGCACAGGUACUAGGGAACGUUACCGCUCUCACCGUCGACUGGGUCUCGCGCACUGUGUACGCCCGCACUCACACAUCCUCCGGCAAUGGAAGCACACUGCAUGCGUACGAUCUUAAUCGAUACGAGAGCGGUGGCUCGGAGCCGCACCAGCGCACGUUCAGUCUACCUGCAGAGCCAAGCACGAUCGAUCUGCUGCAAUUCUUGCCGGACGCAGCCGAGCUGCUGGCAAUGUCACGCUCAUCCCGUGCCGGUUACCUUAUCUCGCUCGAUGAGCCGGACCGGGAACCGGUCUCCUUCAACUGUGCGGUAGAGACCGUAGACGAACGGAUACAGCAGAUCUGUGACGAGUUCGGCCACGAAAUCAACGAUAGUAGACCGCGCGAUACCGUGCAGGACGAGGGCUAUCUGUAUUGGAUCGGGACGAAUGGUGCGGUGAAUGUGCGAGCCCGCGAUGAUCCACCCACCACCGAGGCGGAAGAGUUCCCGAUAGCAGGAGCUGUCGCUUUGCUGCCUGUACAGCAACAGCAGCGCUAUCCUCCCGAGCGGUGCCUCGUCCCGGUCGUACACCACAUCCAGUAUUUGCCUAAGCAGAAUAAUAGCACCGAGAACUCCAUCACACUCGGUCUGCCCGAACCGGAACGGCACGCCGGCUGUAAACGACGGCCACCGGCAAUACGGUAUCGCAUCAUGUAUCAGCUGGAGAGUGACCCAACUGCCGAUCUGUACGUGGACUACUCGUACGAGAUGAGCCGCACGAUCGGUAACCUUCGGCCGUACACUAGCUACCGGUUUGGUAUAUCGCUCACCAACCACUACCUCGCAGCAAGCGGUACACUGACCGAGCGGUUGUUUGUCGUUGCGGAGACGACCGAAACACCCAAGCUACAAAUGCCGGCCGUGUUCAAAACGGAUGUCGGGCCACCAUCGCGCCCCGAAGACAUUACGGCGUUCCCGAUCAGCCCAACCGAGGCGUUCGUCAGCUGGUUGCCACCGCGCCAGAUGAACAGCGAGUUUUUGUGGUAUGAGAUAUAUCGUGCGGAGCUGGACGGCACGCCCCGACAACUGCACGAUAUUACAGUUAAUAAAAAAGUCAACAAACUGAUGACGGCGGAGAUUCAGAAACUGCAGCCGAACCAGACGUACAUUCUAUGGGUACGGGCGCACUCCACCUCGCAUGCGUUUAGCGAUAGUGAGAUGGUCCAGAUACAGACGUUUCCGGAGCCGACCGCUAUACAGCUGCUAACGAUCAACUCGACAUGCAUUCGGUUGCAGUGGACCCCUCCUGCCAAUUGUACGAGCUACCGGAUUCAGUACUCCAUCGCUGGACAAAACAUCUGGACGACGAUGUACGAUUCGACAACGCUGUCAUCAAUCUGGUACAACUACGAGCUGAAGGAGUUGUUGCCGAAGACUAAAUAUCGGUUUAAGAUUCUGCUGUACUAUCCAAACCGAACGGAACCGUACCAGUGGCCGAACGACCGUGAAAUACUCUUCGAAACGAAGGCAGACAAACCUUCUGCACCCGGUCGCCCCACAGUGACAAAACUGGGACAGGAUAUAUACAAGGUUAGCUGGGAUCCGGCAAAGGAAAAUGGUGCCACCAUUGAGGAGUACGCCCUGGAAGCACUCGUAACCCAGUCGAAGCGGGCCGCUCGUUUAGUGAUGCCACCGGCGGUGGUGAACUCACUGGUGGUUGGUACGAACGGUAGCAAUGCUACUGAAUCGUUUACUGAAGUCGAAACAUAUGAUGAACACUGGAGCCAGGUGUACAACGGUACGGAUGUGUACUGGUUCAUCCCGGUAGAGCACACCAUCCAGAGCAACCUGUUUCGGGUACGGGCACGCAACUCGUACGGUUGGGGCCCAUACAGUGAUGAAAGCCGGGCAACCAGUGGAAAACUACAGGUGCAGCGUACCUUCGUCUACAUCGGGACCUUUGUCUUUUCCAUUACCGGGAUAAUAAUGUUCGUCUCACUGCUGGUAGUAUUAGGUGACCUAGUGUUGCGCGCAAUACAUCGAAUGAAGAAGAUGAACCAGGCCAAUGCACGACUUUCCGAUGUUGAGCUGGCAAACCUGCGAGAGCUUCCGCGCCGUGGUAACUUUGUGCAAACCACCAACAUUCUGUACAGUUCCGGCUCAAUGACAGACGCGGAAAUAACGCUGUUGCCCCGUAUACGUCUCGACCAGAUCUUUAUGGCAAGUUCCUCGUUGCUGGGUAGUGGAGCAUUCGGUGAAGUAUACGAGGGUGUUGUAAAAGGCGUCGACGGCGAGGCGGAAACACGGGUGGCCAUAAAGACUCUCAAAAAAGGUGCAAAACUGCACGAGAAACAAGAGUUCCUACAAGAAGCACAGCUGAUGAGUAACUUUAAACACAAACACAUUACGCGUCUGCUCGGUGUGUGCCUUGAGGCGGAUGCACUACUGAUCAUCAUGGAGCUGAUGCAAGGUGGCGAUCUGUUGAGCUAUCUGCGCCGCAGCCGGUCCCUGCCGGGCCAGGCCGCACGGUUGACGAUGCUCGAUCUGAUCUCGAUGUGCCAGGACGUGGCGUCCGGUUGCCGGUAUCUGGAGGAGAUGCACUUCGUACACCGCGAUCUGGCAUGCCGCAACUGUCUGGUGUCGUCAACGGAUCCGCGCGAUCGCGUGGUAAAGAUUGGAGAUUUUGGGUUGGCACGAGACAUCUACAAGAACGACUAUUAUCGGAAGGAAGGUGAAGGUUUGCUGCCGGUGCGGUGGAUGUCGCCAGAAAGUCUGGUAGACGGUGUGUUCACGUCCCAGUCGGACAUCUGGGCGUUCGGGGUGCUGCUGUGGGAAAUAAUGACGCUCGGUGAGCAACCGUAUCAGGCGAAGAACAACGUCGAGGUGCUGAACCAUGUGCGCGAGGGUGGCCAUCUCGAUCGACCGAAGGUGUGCCCGAACGAGAUGUACGAGCUCAUGCAGUACUGCUGGAGAUUCUCACCGGAUGAACGGCCCACGUUCCGAUACUGUUUGGAGGUGUUGAGAGCACUGCGUGAAAAUACAAGCGAGGAUACGCAGAUCAUAGCACCGUUCCCGGCAAAACUGCAGCAAGAGGCCGUAUCGAAUCCGACAUACUUGGGGUCCGAAAGUGGCCAGGUUUCACCACUGUCAGGCUCACUACGCUACGGUGGAAACGAUGUCGGAAUGAUCGCCACACCGCCGACAUCCAGCAGUGGCAGCAGCGGUGCAACUGGAGGUCCCGGACCAAACACCCCAAAGUACUUGGAGCUGGUGUACGAGAACAGUGGCGACCAGGAUCAACCGGAUGGCUUCUGCGUACCACCGGACAGAGCCAGUCCGAUAUCAUCGAUGCCCACCGACAAUGGUUAUGAGAUACCGAUCACCGACACCCGUGGACAGUUCGUCGAAGCAAGCAGCAGCAACAGCCUGCCACGCCACGCGAACCUGGGCCAACCCAACCUGCCGGUGCUCAUACCGAACCUCUCGGUUCUGCUCCCGGAUAGUGCGGACGUCAACCGAGACUGCCAUCAGCAGAUGGAAUCAGACGCGCCGGAUGCUGCUACCAGUAGUAGUAUUAUCGAACGCGAGGAACGCGAGGCAAGAAGCUGAGCUUGGUGCGCCGUGCGCGAUGGGAAGACCCUGGCUGCGAGGAUCGAUAGCGGUACGGUGUAAAGCAGGGAACAACGACUGGUUUUUAGAUAACUUAGUGAACAGUCAUAUGAGUUAAGAUAUGGAUUAGAGUGAGCGAGACAGUGUAACAUGCAGGCAGAGGCAAAUCAAAAACGAUAACGUCGCCAAGGUACAAUGCCCAUGCGAAAAAAAAAACAGUACGAAUGAACAGUGAUAGUAUGACAGUGCCUUCUAGUGCUUGCCGAAUCCAACAAAAUCAAGGAUUUUGGGUUACCGUUUAGUGAGUCAAUUAUAACGACUAGUCGCUCGCUAGGUGUCCCUCUAACUGUCCACCUAGCGAGCUGAAGAAUUCAUAUUUUAUUGAACCCCUGAGAUGCACUGACAUUGCAUUGUCCAUAAACAACCACGUCAGACAGAGCUAUCGUACGGGUCUGUUAAUUGUACUUCUAGUGUGAAGACUAUGCCACUAUGUAAAUACUCAUUAUAGAGCACACGUCUAGCUUGAGCACAUGUGUUAGGGUGGAUAGAGCGGAAGACAGAAAUCAUAAAACAAAAACGCUUAGCUCGAUGGUGUAUUCAAAACGGUACGAAUGUACGGACAACUACCUAGCCGCGUCCAAAUGCGCCAGUAUACUAUAAUGCGUGCCAAACAAAACAAACUGUGUGGAGAUAUAUUGACAGAGCUUCCAGUAGGUGAGGUUCAGUUUUUUUUUUGUAGUUUUGGAUGAAUCUGCAUGAAUGACUCUGAAUAUUAAUUCGGAAGAUUCAUCACCUCCUAAGGAUUUUACCAAACCCCAAAGAUUCAUAAAAUCUGAAAGAUCCAUAAAUCGGUACGAAAUCACAUAUUAUUUUUCAACAUAAAUUCUUAUUCAGAAGCGGAAAAUAUAACAAAAUAUGCAAAAUCAUGACAACUUAGUGAUUCAUCUAUAAGGAUUCACGAUACUUUAAGGAUCCAUGAAUUUUUGUGAGAAGUUCAUGAAAUCUUUAAAUUUAUUGAGGAUUUAUGAAUCUUUGAGGAAUCAUAAAUAUAUGAUAAAUCAUGAAUAUUUUGAAAGUCGACUCAUGAUUUGAAUGACUCUCUACCGGAGAUUCUUAGGAAUGAAUCAUUUUUAAAAAAGAUAUAGAGAUAGAUAUAGACGGGCAGCUCUCUGAUGAACAGUUUCCCGUUUCGUUUUAUUUUGCGUGUAUUUGAUUUUAAUUACAUUUUACGUAUAGAAUCUCGUUUAAUUAUUAUUUUGUCGCUCCUAUCGAUUUUAAUAUAUUAUUCAACUAUUAUUUACACCUGACUACGCAAGUAUUACGUUUAGGCGACGCACGCCGGUGCUCGCUCGGAAGGAAUCGGAAGAUAAACACGAACCCAGUGUAGAUGAAGCAGUCGAUGGUAGGAAUUAAAUGGCGGUCGGAAAUAAUGUCGAAAUCUAUUUUACAGCUGUAUUAGCAUUGUGCUUUCUUUCCUCCGCUUGUCGACAAAUGUAUGGCUUCAUCCGUGAAGAUGUACGAUAAUUUAUAUGUUAGGUAAAGCUACACAGACCGUUCUAGUGUAAUCAAAGCAGCCCUUAAGCGAUGGCGAAUUUCACGAGUGUAUCCUACGAAAUAAACGCCACAGCGCAUUAAUUCACUGCUUGAAAGACGAUCAGCAGUACUAAUUUUCCCCCU